Molecule: messenger RNA, 8164 nt
Organism: Arvicola amphibius (Eurasian water vole)
Lineage: Eukaryota; Metazoa; Chordata; Mammalia; Rodentia; Cricetidae
Gene: Pcdh17
Product: protocadherin 17
Exons: 4
Coding region: 673-4155 (1160 amino acids)
Biological process (GO): homophilic cell-cell adhesion
Cellular component (GO): plasma membrane
Molecular function (GO): calcium ion binding
Source: RefSeq, a predicted model, not a curated record
ACUGCCUGAAAGCCGACCAUCCUGCACAACGAGCAGACAUUUCUCUGCGUUCCAGGGGAAGCCUCAAAUAUACAUAUGUGUCUGUGACUCUUUCUUCGUCCCUACUCAUUCCCAUGAAUUUCCUCACCGAUUACGAGUAACUAAGGAUUCCACUUUCCGAUUUGCCUGGAGACACACCUCCCUAAGCCCUCCCCCAACCCGAUUCGAAGAGUAUAUACCGUAGGCUGCCUGAGGGAGUGGAUUUUGCAGCGCCUAGCGGGAGCGAAGAAAACCCACCAAUUCUUCAGCUCAUUAUCAUCUCUCCCAGACUCUAUUUCCUUCUUAUCGCCAGCAUCACCAAGCAAGUUUGAGCCUUCUGAAGUCCAGGCGGAAGAGACAAAGCCUUGGGCUCGCCCUCAGCCUUAGGAAGCCGCCGCCUAGCUCGGAGCUGCUGCAGCCUCGCUGCGCGGCUGCUUCUCACCCAGUGCGAAUGCUGUAGAUCAACAGGUUCGGGCAACUUGAGCGGAAUAAGGAGAGACUGACUGGUGCCUCAGCCCGGGUGCGGAGGGAAGGAAGGACUAGACUUGUGGCUCGCUCCGAGCUCCGACGCUCCGCCCCGGUUCCAGACUGGCGCGCACCCACCAGCUCGCACCUCCAGUCCGGCUGCUCCUGUUCCCACCCCACCGGUCUGGGAUGUACCUUUCCAUCUGUUGCUGCUUUCUCCUGUGGGCCCCUGCCCUGACACUCAAAAACCUCAACUACUCAGUGCCAGAAGAGCAAGGGGCCGGCACAGUGAUAGGCAACAUAGGCAAGGAUGCCCGACUGCAACCCGGGCUUCCGCCGGCUGAGCGCGGUAACGGCGGCGGCGGGCGAGGUAAGUCCGGCAGCUACCGGGUGCUGGAGAACUCCGCACCUCACCUGCUGGACGUGGACGCCGACAGCGGGCUCCUCUACACCAAGCAGCGCAUCGACCGUGAGUCCUUGUGCCGCCACAAUGCCAAGUGCCAACUGUCCCUAGAGGUGUUCGCUAAUGACAAGGAGAUCUGCAUGAUCAAGGUAGAGAUACAGGACAUCAACGACAAUGCUCCCUCUUUCCCCUCGGACCAGAUCGAAAUGGACAUCUCAGAGAACGCGGCACCCGGCACCCGCUUCCCCCUUACUAGCGCACACGACCCAGAUGCUGGCGAGAACGGUCUCCGCACCUAUCUACUCACCCGCGAUGAUCAUGGCCUCUUUGCACUGGACGUCAAGUCCCGCGGCGACGGCACCAAGUUCCCUGAGCUGGUCAUCCAAAAAGCUUUGGACCGUGAGCUGCAGAACCACCACACUCUGGUGCUGACUGCCCUGGAUGGCGGAGAGCCUCCGCGCUCCGCCACCGUGCAGAUCAAUGUGAAGGUGAUCGAUUCUAAUGACAAUAGUCCAGUCUUCGAGGCUCCGUCAUACUUGGUGGAACUGCCCGAGAACGCACCCCUGGGCACCGUGGUCAUUGAUCUGAAUGCCACCGACGCUGAUGAAGGUCCCAACGGAGAAGUGCUGUACUCCUUCAGCAGCUAUGUGCCCGACCGCGUGCGGGAGCUCUUCUCCAUUGAUCCCAAAACCGGCCUUAUCCGCGUUAAGGGCAACUUGGACUAUGAGGAGAAUGGCAUGUUGGAGAUCGACGUGCAGGCCAGAGACCUAGGACCUAACCCAAUUCCAGCCCACUGCAAGGUCACAGUCAAGCUUAUCGACCGCAAUGACAACGCGCCGUCCAUUGGUUUCGUCUCCGUGCGGCAGGGGGCGCUGAGUGAGGCCGCCCCGCCUGGCACAGUCAUAGCCCUGGUUAGGGUCACUGACCGAGACUCAGGCAAGAAUGGGCAGUUGCAGUGUAGGGUACUAGGUGGAGGAGGGACUGGCGGUGGAGGAAGCCUGGGGGGUCCCGGUUCGGUCCCCUUCAAGCUUGAAGAGAACUACGACAACUUCUACACCGUCGUUACUGACCGUCAGCUGGACCGCGAGACACAGGACGAGUAUAACGUGACUAUCGUGGCCCGGGACGGGGGAUCCCCUCCACUCAACUCCACCAAGUCUUUCGCUGUCAAGAUUCUAGAUGAGAAUGACAACCCGCCUCGUUUCACCAAAGGGUUGUACGUCCUCCAAGUCCAUGAGAACAACAUUCCAGGAGAAUACCUCGGUUCAGUGCUCGCCCAAGAUCCCGACCUGGGCCAAAAUGGGACAGUGUCCUACUCCAUUCUGCCCUCGCACAUUGGCGACGUGUCAAUCUACACCUAUGUGUCAGUGAACCCCACUAAUGGGGCCAUAUAUGCCCUGCGCUCCUUUAACUAUGAACAAACGAAGGCUUUUGAAUUCAAGGUACUGGCUAAGGACUCUGGGGCGCCAGCACACUUGGAGAGCAACGCCACGGUGAGGGUGACAGUGUUAGACGUGAAUGACAACGCUCCAGUGAUUGUGCUACCCACUCUACAGAACGACACAGCUGAGCUGCAGGUCCCACGAAAUGCUGGCCUGGGCUACCUGGUAAGCACCGUGCGCGCCCUGGACAGUGACUUUGGAGAGAGCGGGCGUCUCACAUAUGAGAUUGUGGAUGGCAACGACGACCACCUGUUUGAGAUUGAUCCAUCCAGCGGCGAGAUCCGCACGCUGCACCCCUUCUGGGAGGAUGUGACCCCCGUGGUGGAGCUUGUAGUGAAGGUGACCGAUCAUGGCAAGCCCACCCUGUCCGCGGUGGCCAAACUCAUCAUUCGGUCAGUGAGCGGCUCUCUGCCUGAAGGGGUACCGCGAGUGAAUGGGGAGCAGCACCACUGGGACAUGUCGCUGCCUCUCAUAGUGACUCUAAGCACGAUUUCUAUCAUCCUCCUAGCGGCCAUGAUCACCAUAGCUGUCAAGUGCAAACGGGAAAACAAGGAGAUUCGCACUUACAACUGCCGCAUCGCCGAGUACAGCCACCCACAGCUAGGCGGGGGGAAGGGCAAGAAGAAGAAAAUCAACAAAAACGAUAUCAUGCUGGUGCAGAGCGAGGUGGAGGAGAGGAACGCCAUGAACGUCAUGAACGUGGUGAGCAGUCCCUCCCUGGCCACCUCCCCCAUGUACUUCGACUACCAAACCCGCCUGCCCCUCAGCUCGCCCCGGUCAGAGGUGAUGUAUCUUAAGCCAGCCUCCAACAACCUGACUGUCCCGCAGGGGCACGCAGGCUGCCACACCAGCUUCACCGGACAAGGGACUAAUUCGAGCGAGACCCCUGCCACUCGGAUGUCCAUAAUUCAGACAGACAAUUUUCCCGCAGAGCCCAAUUACAUGGGCAGCAGGCAGCAGUUUGUUCAAAGUAGCUCCACGUUUAAGGACCCAGAAAGAGCCAGCCUGAGAGACAGUGGGCACGGGGACAGUGAUCAGGCUGACAGUGACCAAGACACUAACAAAGGCUCCUGCUGUGACAUGUCUGUUAGGGAGGCACUCAAGAUGAAAACUACUUCAACUAAAAGUCAACCACUUGAGCAAGAACCGGAAGAGUGCAUUAACUGCACAGAUGAAUGCCGAGUGCUUGGUCAUUCUGAUAGGUGUUGGAUGCCACAGUUCCCUGCAGCCAAUCAGGCUGAAAACGCAGAUUACCGCACAAAUCUCUUUGUACCCACAGUUGAAGCUAAUGUUGAGACUGAGACUUAUGAAACUGUGAACCCCACUGGAAAAAAGACUUUUUGUACAUUUGGAAAAGACAAGCGAGAGCACACUAUUCUCAUUGCCAAUGUGAAACCUUAUUUAAAAGCCAAACGUGCCCUGAGCCCUCUCCUCCAAGAGGUCCCUUCAGCAUCUAACAGCCCGACCAAGGCAUGUAUUGAGCCUUGCGCCUCCACAAAAGGCUCCCUGGAUGGCUGCGAAGCAAAACCGGGGGCUCUAGCCGAAGCAAGCAGUUCCUACCUGCCUACUGACAGUCAGUAUCUGUCGCCCAGUAAGCAACCAAGAGACUCUUCCUUCAUGGCUUCUGAUCAGAUGGCGAGAGUCUUUGCUGAUGUGCAUUCCAGAGCCCGCAGGGAUUCCAGCGAGAUGGGAGCCGUGCUGGAACAGCUUGAUCACUCCAACAGAGAUCUGGGCAGAGAGUCUGUGGAUGCAGAAGAAGUUGUGAGAGAGAUUGACAAGCUCUUGCAGGACUGCCGGGGAAAUGACCCUGUCACUGUGAGAAAGUGAGGGGGGGAAGGGCCUUGGCGAUUCUUGUCUCUUCUGUUGAUUUAAACAUGAUUACCCCCCCCCCCCACCAAGUGACAACCCAUUUUACGGGGGUGGACCAGAAACAGUGCUGCUUUAAGGCUUUUAGUGAACAUCUGAAGUGCCCACAAGUAUGUUCUUUUCACUGCUGUUUCUUUUACAGAAAUAACAAUGGUUUUGACCAAACAUAUAUUAGGACAGAAUUAAUGACGCUUAAGGAGAAACGAGAAAAGAGAGAGUGAAGAAAACGGAGGAGAGAGAGAAGACAAACGAGGAUGAGGAGACAAGUUACCUUUUGACAAUCUGUUAGGAAGGUAUUCAGCGUGAGACUUAAAGUAUUUCUGAUUGCUCUAAGACUGUCCUCCGAGAUCGAUGCUGACUUAACUGUUUACCUAUAAACCCCAUACAAAGCAGGGUCUUAUUUGUUAUCUGUGGGGGGUUUCUAGCUGACAUCAUAGGCUUCUACUGAAAGUCCUGAAAAGACCUUGCAGUAGUCCAAGCUACACCAAACAUUAACACAUAUUUGUGGUAAACAUUUCUGUAUAAAGUACCUGCCAAGCAUAGAAACACAAAGACCAUUUCAUAUCCUUAGUCAGAAAGCAAAAGUAUAUAUAUAAUAAUAAUAACAAAACAGAAAAAAAUACAACAACGAAAAAAACCUUGGUCAUUUGUAAGACACCUCAUGUCGUAUAAAAGUUCAAUGUAAAAAGAUAUAGUCCGUGUUGUCCUGAACACAUGCAGACCUAUUCACUUCAUUAAAGAAGGAAAUUUGAAGACUUAAAAAUGUCUACUUAGCAUUUUAGUGUCCAACAAAGACAUAAAUGGUGGUGAUUUUGUUUCAGAGUUGAACAAAUCAGAAUCAUGGGCUAUUAUUGAGUGGUAAUAUUGAGAGAAAAUUAAGAUGACUUAAAUGUUUAAUUCAUUUUUGGACACUAAAAUAGCUCAGGAAAGUGAAAAAAUUAGACAUAACAGAUCACAUGACCAUUUAAAUGUGCAGAUGUAAGAAGAUUCAAUGUGUUUACAUCAAAUGACAUAUUUUUAUUGAUUUAUUGCAGAUUCCGUGCAUAUGAGCCAAAUUGUUGAGUGUAUAAGAGCUAUAUUGUGUAUUUUAUUAAAUUAAUAUAUAGUUGUGUUGCAAAAAUAUUUGGGCUUAUAUUGUAAAUGGCAAGUGUUGCCUCGGUAGCUGUCGAACUCUAUGAGUUUUGUUUUUUCCUGCUUCCUUUUUUUCCCCAUGGAGCGUGGGAAGCAGUGCCUCAGAGCAAAGUCUCUUGUUUAAUGUAUAGUCUACCAAGUACUACAGUACAUAAUUCUGUUCAAAAUGUGUUUGAGUGAGCUGAUGGCGCUAACUGAAAGGUCCAAAAAAAAAAAAAAUACAUGUCAGUCAUAGUUCUGUGCAAGUCCUUGUAGAAGCUUUGAUUAAAGUCAUGAUAAAUCACAAGAACAAGAACUACAUUUUGUACCAAUACCUGAAAAUUCUUUACGAUGUUUUCAAUAACAUAAAGCUUCUGCCUAUGUAGAUAUCAUAGAAUUGUUUGGUUCUCAAAAGUAUCUUCAGUGGUUCAGGUGUAUGUGUACAUCAUAUUACUAAACAUGACAAAUGUUUUAAUGCAUGUGUAGUACCAGUACUGGUUACAUGCAUUGUGUACUGUGUUUUAAGUGGUCUUGGUCUUAACAAAAUUUGUUUUUCUUUAUCUCCGUGUUAUUCUGCCUCCUUUUGUUGGUGUCCUUUGAGAACAAUACCCUUUAUUCCAUCACUUGGUUGCACCUUUUCUUAUGACAUUUAGCAAGUUUCCAACUUACUUCUUAAGCUAAGACAACUCUAAUUUCAGGAAUUGGGAAAAAUAAAAUUAGCACUCACAGAAGUAGUAGCAGAUGGAGAAAUGCCUUGAUUGACAUUUUCCUUCAGCAUUUAAAUUUUGUUUUUGGCAUUUAACAGCUUCAUGGCAAACAGUUUGAGCCCAUACCUUGGAAAACGUGGUGCUGAGUUAAAUAAAGGCUGUUUGUGCACUGGAGCAGAAAAAAAAAAGUGAUUAUUUACAAACUGGGAGAGAAUUUUGUGCCUUCUUUUCUGGCCACCAAGCCAGUGUAGAAACAGCAUAAAUGUCAUAGAAUCCUUAAACUAAAAACAAAAGAAAAAGUAAAACAAACAUUGAACUAAAUUAAGUUUUGGAAUUAAAAAAUAUCUGCUGGAACUCUUACCAUCAUUUCACGGAAGUUGUAGAUAGUACCUCACUCGCAAAAAUUGCUUUGGGGGUAAAAAUGGGUGACUCCCAACAGCCUUAUUCUCUCGAGAACCACACUUGGUUCUUGGUAACAGCCUUUCCACAGCUCUUCUCUUGCUUUCUCUUAUCCAUACAUGUUUAAAUUAGAAGAGAACGGAUCUUGUACAUGUAAAACACAAUUGACACUAUAUUUUGGCCAAUUUAUGUAUCUAUAGUGUGUUGUCUCUGUUCUGUGAUAUUACUUUUCUUUCAGGAGACUACAAAAUGACUUAGCUUGAUAGAUAGUUGAAAACCAUGAUGGAAAACGCUUCCCUUUUAGUCUCUCCAAGCUUUGCCUCUCUCGCGCUAUUCAGAUAACCACUUAGUAAAGUCUAAGCAGUGUGCAAAUGAAUUCAACACAAAGAAUAGGUUUAUUUUUUAAAACUUCUUAAUUCUAAGUAACCAGUUGUUCAAUGUGUAGUGUCUGAUGACACUGAAACACCCUGCGAGUCUCAGAAUUGGUUGUGCCAGUAUGUGAGGGAUUGGCGAGAAGCGGCCACCAGUGAUUUAGUAGUGUUAGCUGUUUAAUACAUUCUCUGUAUUUAGUAGUGAUUAUUUAUUUACAAGUUGGUGGUAGUUCGAGUCAGGACUCUGAACUGUUGUAGUUGAGGGAAUCUUGCUUUUAUUCAUCUCCCUGAGACCUGCCUUCAUCACAGAACUCUGGUGCUUGGCUUCCAAGGAAGCCUUUGCGAUGCCAAAAUCAUGCAUUUGGGGAACAAUGUCUCUAAUGGGUGGUACAGAAUCAGUAGAGUUGAAGACGUUUCUGGAAUUUAGAAUGCUUUGCAAGGGUACAUACAUAAGAUGAGAAAUAAUGUCUUUUAUGUCUCUAGAGCUAUUCAAGUAGAGGAAAAUUCCAUUUUGGGAAAUUUAGCAAAAGACUCAAAAUACUAAAAAAAAUGCUUAAUGGUGAACUACAAAUAAAACUUUAGUAGUGAAAUCGUUCGCCAUCUGUUAAUAAUGAAAAUGUUUUCAUUAAAGUUCAAAAUAGUAAGAAUAAGUGUGAUAUCAUAUCAAAGUAAACAUUUAAGAGCAAUGUCUUAUGGAAUCUCAAAGAAGGUUUUCACAUUGUUUCAUUAACCAACAAACUUACCCCCAUUGCAAACAACAGACAAAAAUUGGAACCUGUGCCAUAGAUUCACUGAAUUCCUGGGUGAGAAAUUGAUUGUUUCUUUCCCUAGAUUAACUGAAUUAUUAUAAAACAUGGCUUUCUUUUUAAGGAUGUAGGCACUGCUCAAAUUUUUAAAAAAAAAAAGCACCACAAAACAGUCAUGUAGUAAUGAGCAGUAUGCUUAUGAGAACCAGGUUAAAAGCUGUUUGUUGUCUAAUGGAGUGGAAGUUGCUGGGGUCAACAAAUAGACUAAGGACCAGCAUAAUAUGUACCUACUCAUUAUUGUCUAAUUAUAUUCUUUUGACAAGAGACAGCAUUUAUCAGAGCAUUAAUUCCACGAGAGUUUUGGCUAUCAAGUUGUGGUGAUUUGAAACCUAAUUGAAUGAGACCUGAUUAAAGUCUGACUCUCCUGGCCCCCGUGUUUUGCAGGUUAGCUAUUUCCAUUUAUCAGUCCCAUCACUUCAUAAGGUUCUUCCUGCACCAAGUGAUUGGUGAACAAGGACAGCGACAACAAAAAGCAGCAUACAUUGUAUGGAUUUAUCGCAACGCUAAUGUUUAAUGGCUGUGUUUCAUGUGACCUGUCUGGAAAAUGAGGACUCUGAAUAAAAAGCUAUUACUAAUA